CGGCUUAAGUACGUCGUUAAUUUCAUUUAGUAAAAUUAAGCUCUUAAUUUAAAAAAUACUUUAUGUAUUUAAAGGUAUUUUCAUAAUUUCAUUAUAAAAUUAAAUAAAAAAAGGAUGUGUAUUUUGGGAUAGGAAAGACGGGAGAGUGAGAAGUGAAGACGGAAGCAGGUAGAGAUCGAGCGAGCGAGCGAGAGAGAAAGAGAGACAGGUGGAGAUGGCAACGACGGUGGUGAAAAGCGCGUUGCAGGCUAUCCGAGAGAGAGGUCUCCGCACCUUCUUAAGGGAGCUUAAGGAAGAAGGCUUCACGAAAUGCAUCUUCGAUGGAAAUCUUGUGCAAACCAAAAUCCACAACAUAGGGGCAACACUUGUGGGUGUUGAUAAAUUCGGCAAUAAGUAUUAUGAGAAACUUGGGGAAACACAAUCUGGAAGACACAGGUGGGUUGAAUAUGCGAAAAAGGAUCGUUAUGAUGCUUCUCAGGUACCACCAGAAUGGCAUGGUUGGCUUCACUGCAUAACUGAUCACACAGGAGAUGAGCUGUUGAUGUUAAAACCUAAGAGGUAUGGGGUUGAGCACAAGGAAAACUUAUCUGGUAAGGGUAACGAGUUUAUCUACCAUUCUAAAGGACAUGCACUUAAUCCUGGUCAGAGAGACUGGACAAGGUACCAAUCAUGGCAACCCACCAAGGCUAAGUAAUCUCAAAAACGAACCUCUUUUUACUUUGCUAUCUCUGGAUAUUCCGCUUUGUAUUUGAUGAAUAAUGUCUUGUAAUUUUCUCAAACAAUAACUUUUAUGUGUCUGUUUACCGCAAGAAACUGUAAACUAUCAACUUGAUAUUUGAUCAACUGAAUCCAAUUUGGGUGUUGCCAAUAAAUUUUAUUUAUCAUGUGA
Messenger RNA from Durio zibethinus, 889 nucleotides. Its product is annotated as putative NADH dehydrogenase [ubiquinone] 1 alpha subcomplex subunit 12. Gene Ontology annotation, cellular component: membrane; respiratory chain complex I. Gene Ontology annotation, biological process: response to oxidative stress. The record is from RefSeq and is a predicted model, not a curated record. NCBI's taxonomy places the organism in Eukaryota, Viridiplantae, Streptophyta, Magnoliopsida, Malvales, Malvaceae.